This is a messenger RNA of Schistosoma rodhaini, 7134 nucleotides long. The record is from the annotation of a GenBank genome assembly. NCBI's taxonomy places the organism in Eukaryota, Metazoa, Platyhelminthes, Trematoda, Strigeidida, Schistosomatidae.
UCCAAGCUUACAUUGCAAGCGGGCUUUUUGUUUUGGUGUGUAGUUCGGCGUUCGGUCUUGAUUUAUGCCGAAUAACCCAGUUUUCGGAAACCACUCUGCUUCUAAUACGACGUGGAUUUAUUCUGAGUUUCAGUUGGGUGUUACUACAUAGAAAUGGUUUUGUAGAUCGUAUACCAAUACUCGUAAUAUCAAUUCAGCAUGUUUAUAAAAUAAUCCUGUUUUUUGCUUACCAUAUUGAGUGCUACCCUAGAAAUAUAAGGCUUACGAAAUACCAUAUGAUACCGGUGAGUAUUGUUACACCACAGUCUGUGAGUUCAGCUGAGCAGAUUGGUGAACAUUCCUCGUCUCUGUCUCUACAAAAUGUUCCUGUUCAACAAGAUUCAGUUUCUCACCUAAACUCUCACACUACUGUACAUAUGAAUGAUGGCCAGAAUGAGCCUAGUAGUAUUUAUCUUACAGAUCAAGAGUUACGUCUAGAUUCAUUCUUUCCUAACUCUCCACUGGGCAUCACUAGAGAUCCUCAUUGUGACGAUAAUGGUGAAGAACAAAAUCGUAUAUCUAGUUUUGAACUAAUUAGCCGCUUAAUCGAUGCUGAGGGCCUAAUUGAGUUGGGUUAUAUACCGUCAAGUUGUAAUUCAGCUCCAGCGAUUGAUGUAGCCAGUUUAUCAGAUUUGGAAGAAGUGACGUCAAAGACAUUGUUGUGGUCUUCAAAUUGUGAUGAUGUCGAUUCUUUCAAUUUCGAUGAUUUGAGUAAUAAAAUCAAUGAGAGUAACACCAACAAUGCUGAUACUAAAUUGAGAAGUGAUAACAAGACUUUGGAGCAUCGGUCAGCUUUGACGACUGAAUAUAUAUCUGCUGAUUUCAACCCGUUAAACAGUACUAACGCUUUAGUACCUAUUAUCUCAUUACCAUCUGAUACAAAUUUACAAACUAUACCUUCACUUGAAUCAAACGAAUAUGAAAAUUUCCAAGCACACUAUAAAACAAAUACUGUUUUAGAUAAUGUUCAAUCACUGCCUUCUAAUACAGUACCUGAUGAUCUUGGCCCACUUAACAUUACUUCUUAUCCAAUGGGAUUAGUUGGGGCAAAUAUACCUUCAAUAACACGACCAUCUAUCCAUCAAUCUCCUGUCGAUCAUCAUGCACUUCAUCCAACAAUAAAACCUAAUCAUAUACCUUAUUCUUACUCUCCGUUAACUCCAUUGUCUAGUGUACAAAUCCGCAGUAGUAUACAUGAAAGUAGAUUUGUAAUUGAUAAUCAGGUUUGUCCAAUUGAUAACAUUUGUAAUCAGCAAUUACAGACUGGCUCUUUCGUCAAAAAUAAGUACUCAUCAGAUUAUCAAGAGUAUUCAGGUGCUCCUGAAUGCUUUCCUACAGUUCAAACUCUAGAGUUAUUCACUUCACAUUCAUCUGACUUACCCCAUAGCUCAUCACAUCCUUCGAAGAAUGUUGGGAAAUCACCUAAACAUUUGUCAAAUGACACAAAGCCCAUCAAAUAUCCUGAACUUCUACAAAAAAUUGGUGAAAAUUGCAAUUCUAACAUUUCCGGUCCCAAUCUACCGUUCAUUUCUCAUUCUACAUAUUCCAGUCGAACUCAGUCUUCUUCAUCUUGUUCAAUUAGACAACAGCUUGCAACUGCUCCGAGUCAUCCACAACUUCACGUAAGUAUACCUCAGUCUCCUCAGUCGAUAUAUUCUGUAUUCUCAUGUUCACCAAAUCAAAAGGUCGCAGUAUCUAGUACUGUUAAUUUGCCAUCUAGUGAUUCCACUUCAGCUACAUUAAUAUUCAAUGGAGAUUUCCGAUCACGGCCUAUUAUAAGCAGUACUGAUAAUUCAUUUUGGUCCCAUCCCUCAAUCCCCAGUGGGUCCGCAGUCAAUACUCAGAUGAUUACAAAUUGGGAACAUUCAGUACCAUAUCCUGCCUAUGUACCCAAUUCUCAGAUAACUGGUUUUCUUCCCGAAAAUAUUUCAGUCACUGAUAAAGCAGCGAUUUAUGUUAAAGAUGGAAAUUCAACAGCGAUACAACCAGUUCUCGGAAGUGGAUUGGUUGGCAGUUUCCAGUAUUUGACACCAACUACUGUUCUCUCAAAACCCAAUUACACCAUUCUAAACGAUCAGUUAACAUUUAAUCAUCCACAAGAAACACUAAUCCAACCAUUUCUACCACAGAUGAGUGACCCCAUAAAAACAACACAAAAUCUUAGAAUCCCAUUUUGUCAGGGCACAAAAUACACUUUAACCCCAGGCAUAUCUAUUCCUAUUAAUCCCGAACACUCGUUUGGUCGAUUAGAAAUGAAUACUCAUCGUUAUUCCUCUGAAUCUUCUAAAACAAAUCCAGCCCUGACUUCUAGAUCAUCAUCGUCACGACCAUUUAAUUCUCCGGUUCGUCGUAAUUCUGUUCCUUUUCAAUCAACUUAUCAGAAUUGUAUGAAUUUCUCUGAAACAGCUGCUCAUCAAUCUGAAUGUUCUAUUGUUGUAUCUCAAUUAUCUACUAAGAAAUUAACUACACCGGUUUUAUGUUGUAUAUCAUCCAAUUCAAAUAAUAUCCCAAUAAUAAGUCAACAAUCGCCCAAUAAUAAUAAUAAUAAUAAUAAUAAUAAUAAUAUUGUAUUCAAAACAGAUAAUAUAAAGCAACAUAUUAUUGAUCAAAAUAUUUUGACUAAAACUGCUACUACUACUACUAGUAUUGUUCAACCAUCAGAAUUAUGUCAUAUUCAACCGAUUUUAAUUUCAUCUCCGGUUAAAAAUAAUAAUAAUACACAUAAUUUAGGUACCGGUUCUUAUAUUGAUUCAAAUUGUUUAUCAAAUCAAUCAAAUAAUGAUAAAUCACAUUCAAUAACACCCUCCUCUCCACUAUUAACAAAUUGUAAUUCACCAUCAUCAACAUUACAAUCAUCUACUGUAUGUUGUUUGUUACGGCCAUCGGGACGUUCAACUAGUACAAGCAGUGGAAGUAGUUGUGGUAGUUCCUGUAGUGGUACUGGUGGUGGUGUGUCUGUUUCAUCUGGACAGUAUAUUUGUGUAAUAUGUUCCGAUCGUGCAAGUGGAAAACAUUAUGGUGUCUUUUCGUGUGAAGGGUGUAAAGGAUUUUUCAAACGGACUGUACGUAAGGAACUCACUUAUAUUUGUCGAGAUAAUCAAGAAUGUCAAAUUGAUAAACGACUACGUAAUCGUUGCCAAUAUUGCCGUUAUCAGAAAUGUUUACGGGCGGGAAUGCGACGAGAAGCCGUUCAAGAAGAACGUCAACAACAACAGCUCCACUCUGAAGUCCAAAGAUCACCAACUCCACCUGAGCAAAAUUGUGAUUUAUCAGUUAACUCAAUGAUUAUGUCUGAUACAAAAAUAACUAAUACCAUGAAUCAUUCAUGUUUAGCCGAAAAACAAGAAAUAAUGUUAAAAACAACUAAUUGUACAUCAUCUAGUCCUCACUUACUUUCGAAUUGCUCAGAUAAUAGUAUAAAUUAUUUCUACUCAGCGUCGAACGAAAAAUCUCAACAACUUUCAAUAAAUGACAAUUUUAAUCUCACUGUUAAUGAUGCUGCAACAUAUCCACCUCAAGAGUUAUCUUUAAUCAGUAAUAAAGAUAGCAACAACGUGACAUUACCUCUGGCAGACAUUCAUGCAUUGAAACUCCCAACAACAACAUCCGCAGCCAUUCCACCGCCACCUGAUGCCUUAGAAUUUAUCAGGACAGCCGAAUCGACUAUUUCAAGUAGACGUAAACAAUGGUUGAGUGCUUUCAAUAAACAACAAUGUCAUGCAGAGAUUGCUAAAUGUUUUCAAGACAGUAUGGAAAAUCUUAAGUGGUUGGAAAAUAAUUUUGAAAAGUGUACAACUAAUCAUUUACCACUGCUUGAUUUAGUUAUCUGGUCGUCAAAACUUCCGUAUAUCUGUCAACUCUCGUGUGGUGUUCACUUAGACCUCCUUAAAUCAGCAUGCAUGCAAUUGAUCAUAGUGAAUUUAGUUUAUUGGUUAGCAAACGAUCAUAAACCUCGUUCAUUCUCAACAUCAAACUCUACAUCUAAACUUCCCGAUACUACUCCCACUAUCAAUAGUACUGAUAUUUCCAAUAUAACUGACGAUCCUCCUGAAAAUUCAAUCUCAUCAACAAUAUCAGAUAUAUCUAAAGACUGUACAAUACAAAUGAAAAAAAUAAAUAAAUCUGUUCCAUCGGAUGAGAAAAUGGAUUAUUAUUACUCGAAUUUCCCAGAAUUUCACUUAUUAAAUAAUUUAACAAAACCAAUGGAUAAUAAUAAUAACGAUUCAAUUUCUUCAAAAUCAACUAAUAUUAAUGACAAUAGUGUAGAUGAUGAUAUGAUUCGAAAACGUAAUACAAAUGUUUACAAGCUAAUUUAUAAUUUAGCUAUAAAGCUUAGAAUGUUAAACCUGGAUCCAGUGGAACUGGGUUGUUUAAAAUUGAUUUUACUAUUGAAUCCAGAUUCUAUGACUUGUCUUAAUAAUAUUCGGUCACUAAUUGAAUUGUUACGUGAUCAAGUUUAUGCUGGCCUAGAAUAUUAUUGUAACCAAGUUUGGCCAAAUGCCCCACAUGGACGAAUGGGACGUUUAUUACUGAAACUAUCUAAUUUUCAAUCAGUUGCUGCACGUAUUGAAAAGUUAAUAUGUUCCAAUGAAUUAAAUCAUCUGUUAAAUAAUUUAGAAUCUAUAUUUUCAUAUUUAUCUAAGAAAAAAGUAGACCCUUCAAAUUAUAUCAGUACAACAACUACUACUACGACGACGGUGUCGUCUACAACUACCAGUACUAGUAAUAGUAUUCAUCUCGAAUUUUCAUAAUAUAUAUAUAAUUAAAUCACUUAAAUUUAACUGAUAGCCAAUCUAUCUAUUUGCCUAUCUACUUUUACAGCUUUUAUUCACGAAAAACUUUCUUCCUAUAAAUUAUGUACAAAAGUAUAAAAAGUGUGAAAAUGACUUAAUUAGCCUUGUUUAUUAAUUCAUCAUUGUUUUGUUCAUUCUAAUUUUUGCAUAUACAUAGUUUCAAGUGAAUACUUAACUGGUCUUCUUUUUUAUUAUUAUUAUUAUUAUCAUUAUUUAAAAGAGAGUUUAGUUCCCGUUUGUUAUUACCUGUGUUUUGUUUCCUCUUCUCUGUUUUAAUUUUUCUCUUCCCUGUUUAAAUGCCAUCACCUCACUCCCUACCAUUUGUGUAUGAUUAUUUCUUAACUUCUCUUACAAAAAGUAAACAAACUUCUAAUAAACAAAAAUUAUUCUAUUGUUUUUUUUUUCCUGCAUGACACAAUUGAAAUGAGUGGAUGCUGUGUUUUAUUUAUAUAUGCCUCUAUGUGUAUGUGUGUUUAUAGAAUGAUAUUCUUCCAAUUUUAAAUCAUCUUUGUAUAACUUUAUAUCUUCAAAAAAAAACAAAAGUUUUUUUUUAGCAUUGCAGCAGAAAAAACAAACAUCUUUUAUGUAUUUUGGCUGUGGUUUAACCUGUUUUUCUUUUAUAUGCGACUUUUACGCUUUUUUCUUAGUUGAGAAGGGAGGGGGCAGCAGCAAAUUAGCUUAUAAUUCAUUCGAUUAUUGUAAUGUGCAGAUUCAAUUUGUUUCCAUUAAAUAUUUCAAUGGUUAUACAUUACUAUGACCAUUCUCAGGUGAUGAUAAAACUUUUAAUCGGUAAAAUUUUUAUAAAUAUUUACAACUAUUUUAUUUCUUGAUUGUUUGAAUUUCUUUUUAUUAAUUCUAUUAUUUUCUUAGGUAUUUAACAAUAUUUGACGGAUUGGGAGGGAGGGGGCUUGGUAGUUGUUUUUCUUAUUGUAUGUACUGUGUAUAUGAUUUUUCAUGCCUUUACUUCGAAGGGCGGGGCAUUAAUACGCCACCACUUUUUCUUACUUCACACUUUUAACUAAUUCAUAUAUAUGUAACAGUGUAGUGGUUUCCACUUACUUAAAUGCCUACCUCUUAUUCUUUACAAUAUUUAUUUUUCUUGCUAUCUAUAUACUAAUUAUAUGACUGAGAUGUAUGUGUACUAAAUAAUGUAAAGAUUUUAGAACAGGGGGGAGGCGGUAUAAAAAUACCGGUGGUUUUGACAGUGAUUCUUGAGUGAAAAAUGUUGUAAAUUGUUGCUGCGUUAAUGUGUCAUUGAAUUUUUUGUCCCUAUUUUUCUAUACUAAAUUUCUUAGUUAUAAAAUAUAUUAUAUUCGUUUAUAUAUUAGAGAAUUAGUGGUGGAUUACCUCACUUUUAUAUUACGUUAUAUGUAUAUUUCUCAGGUAUUCGGUUUAGUUGUUUUUAACUUAUUCCCUCCUCAUCAUCUUCUUCGUAUUUUAUCUAUCUUAUCAUCUAGCUGUCUCAAUCCGUUGUAUGUAUUUUGAUAAAUACAACCGGUUCGUUUAAUAUUCUGUUGUUUUGUUUGUUUGUUUUUUUCUGAAAAAAAAUAAAAACAAUGACGUUUCCCUGUGUCUUUUUCCUAGUUCUAUAUUGAUUAUUUAAUUAUUUACACACAUUGUUUUUUAAAGAAAAGGCACAUAUAUAUAUAUAUCUCAUAGACAGUAUUUCAUGUCAGGAGUAUAUAUAUAUGUGUGUAUCCGGCAUAAACAGUCUCUUUUUUUGCUUAUAUUUUAUGUAAAACAAUAUAUCUUAAAGAUUUAGGGUCUCUUUUUUCUUAAUCUUUAUUUAUAUAUAAUAAUGUGUUAUCCCAGUUUAUGAAUUCAUCUCAUCCACCCCCCUUGCUUAUUCUGUGUAUAUUUUACUUUUAAAUUUGUUUUUCCCCCUCUUUUUUCUCUCUACCUUUUCAUGGUAAUUGUGGUGCUAAUGUCAAUGUUGAAUUUUUAGAUGUUUUAUGAAUAUGAUUAAAAGAAAGAAAAAUUCAAACUGUUCAUUGAUAUGAAAUGAUGAAUAUACUGUGAAAGGAAAAAGAAGGACGUUUAAAUGAGACAUUCACAAUAAUUUUGUUUAUUAUUUACUAAUUAUCAUUACUACUUAAUAACAAUGUUAUUUCUGAGUUUUUCAUUGUUAUUGUUGUCUCCUUUUACGGAUUAAAAAUUUUGAGUGAUAAUGACAGUUAUAAUAUAUAAAUAUAUACAUAUAUUAUAGUAAUUAAUAAUAAUUAUUUGUUUUUGUUUGUUUUUCGAUUAAUUUGCGAUCUAUGUUUAUCAGUUAAUGGGGUUUAUUUAUUUAAACACAUAAAUA